AUGCGCUUUACCAUUGCCACUACCGCUUUGCUUGCCUAUGCUGGCGUUAGCAUGGCUAAUGUAUGCACUCUUGUUGGCUAUACCUGGGAAGACCAGGACGUUUUCAGUGGUAUCGCCGGCGAAGCCUAUGGCGAUGAGGGCUUCGAGCUCUACUACCAAGGAGGAGUCCAUAUUUCCGGUGGAACCUUCAGCAGCGAUGGCAGCGCCUUCAACUCGGUAGCGAAGCAUACAAUCGACCAACAUUAUCUUCAUACUGCCGAGUCUAUUAUUUGGACACCUUCAAUGAACGGCAUUGCUAUGAAUUCAGAGAUCAGAGCAAUAGUAGGAGAACUUGGCCAGGAUCUUCUUUUGCUCAACAACAAGCCCGAGCUCCUCAAAAGCGCUGUGCCCGGGACUGAGCAGAAAGAUUACCCGUAUAAGUACUCUGAUGGAGCAGAUACAAAUGGAUUGAAUCUUGAGAUUGCCAUCAACCGAAAGGUUACACUCGAGAGUAUGGAGAAGAACGAGCGUGGAAAGGUCAAUGCACAUCAGCUAGGCGAUCUCAAGGACGCCGUAACCGGCUUAGCAGACGUGGAAAUCAAGCAAAAAUUAAAAUGUCGCGACACCCGUGGGGCAGAAGUUGGCCGUCGUCAGCAAGGCUAUAUCCCCUGGUCCCCUGCUACCAAAACAAUAGUUCGCUUUCCGGGCAGGGUUCUUCUGCUUGGGCUUCUGGCCAACAGCAGCUGA
Molecule: messenger RNA, 726 nt
Organism: Trichoderma atroviride IMI 206040
Lineage: Eukaryota; Fungi; Ascomycota; Sordariomycetes; Hypocreales; Hypocreaceae
Source: RefSeq, a predicted model, not a curated record